CCUUUAAAGAAGACACACUUUUGAGCAUUAGUUUGUUGUCACACACCUCACCCCGACAACUAAAACGCAAGACGACUUCAUUCUCUUUUUGCCUCUGUUUCGUCUGAAAAAGUGCUUCACUCAUUUUGGACCAGAAUCAUGAAGGUCCUGCCAUUCUGCCUGCUCGUCUGCUUGCUCCUCCUGCAGGCCGCCGCCUCCGAGUUCGCAAACGCGACCGGCGGCCCGGGCCUGGAGAACGACAUGCCGGAUCGCUACGAGAAGUUCAGGAGGCAGCAUGUGGACAAAAAAAUGGUGCCGUCAAAAUGCACGCAGGAGAUGAAGCGGAAGAAGAUCUACGAGGACAACAACGUCUGCAAGUUGACCAACACGUUCAUUCUAGCGGACUCCAGGGAAGUCCUGGAUGUCUGCAGGGGUCAAGGCGUUUAUAACAAUGAAAGCCAUUACACGGAGAGCAAGAAGAAGUUCAGAAUUGUGGUUUGUACUGCCAAGAAACAAGGCAGGAAGCCCAAAUGUCUCUACAAGGGAAGAAGUCUGAAUAACAGAGUCAUUGCUGUGACUUGCCAGAAUGGUUAUCCUGUGCACUUUGCAGAAUAUUAUGGGGAGGAAAAUGCUUUCAAACAAGACGCUAAUAUUUUCUGAGCAACUUUUUAAAAUCAAAGGUACUUACUAUAUGUAUCCACCUUUUUAUGCAUUUUAAGAAACAACUAUGUCUUUCAUUUUUUGUGUUUAAAACCUUCCACCAAAUAUGUGUUUUCCUCAAAGUGCAAACAAAAUAAAGUCAUUAAAAUGAACCUACUGCUUAAUGAA
Molecule: messenger RNA, 807 nt
Organism: Poeciliopsis prolifica (blackstripe livebearer)
Lineage: Eukaryota; Metazoa; Chordata; Actinopteri; Cyprinodontiformes; Poeciliidae
Product: ribonuclease-like
Exons: 2
Coding region: 139-639 (166 amino acids)
Molecular function (GO): nucleic acid binding
Source: RefSeq, a predicted model, not a curated record